Messenger RNA from Sclerotinia sclerotiorum 1980 UF-70, 1497 nucleotides. RefSeq lists its product as hypothetical. The transcript has 4 exons. Gene Ontology annotation, cellular component: mitochondrion. The record is from RefSeq and is a predicted model, not a curated record. Bases 1 to 1497 code for a protein of 498 amino acids. Gene Ontology annotation, molecular function: alcohol dehydrogenase (NAD+) activity; metal ion binding. Lineage: Eukaryota; Fungi; Ascomycota; Leotiomycetes; Helotiales; Sclerotiniaceae.
AUGUCUGCUAUACGGAUUGCUCCAACUAAAGCCGCUCGGGCAAUGAACCUCCUCCGCACAAUCCAAUACACCCACCCACCUACCUGUCCCUGCCACGGCAACCCCUCCCACCACCACCACCACAAGCCCAGCUCCAAUCUCCUCAGCCACGCCAAAAGAAACCUUCAAAGAAACUAUGCUACCCCAAUUGAUACCACCCGACAAAAAGAAUAUGCGUUUGAAAUGGCAGCGAGUAGUAUUAGAUUUGGAGCUGGGGUGACCAAGGAAGUGGGUAUGGAUUUUAAGAAUUUGGGCUCCAAGAGGGUGCUGGUGGUUACGGAUCAGGUGGUUAAGGAUUUGGAGGCUAUGAGGCAGGUUGUCGAGGGUUUGAAUAGAGAGGGUAUUGAGUUUAGGGUUUUUGAUGCUUGUAGGGUUGAACCGAAGGAUACUUCCGUCAAAGAAGCAAUUGAGUUUUCCAAAACCUAUCAACCAGAUGCAAUUUUAGCAGUUGGUGGUGGUUCUGUCAUCGACACUGCCAAGCUCAUGAACCUCUAUACCUGCUAUCCAGAUGCCGAUUUUAUGGAUUUCGUCAACGCUCCUCUCGGAAAAGGUAGACCCAUAGAUAAAUCCCUCCUACCACUCAUUGCCGUCCCCACAACAGCAGGAACUGGCUCCGAAACAACCGGCACCGCAAUCUUCGACCUCGUCUCUCACAAAGCCAAAACGGGUAUCGCGCAUCGAAACCUCAAACCGCUCCUCGGAAUAUGCGAUCCCCUCAAUACACGCACCAUGCCUUCAGCCGUGCACGCAAGUUCGGGUUUGGAUGUUCUCUGUCAUAGUUUGGAAAGUUGGACAGCAAUUCCAUAUUUUGAGAGGACGCCGCGUCCUAAGAAUCCGAUUGAGAGACCGGCGUAUCAGGGGGCGAAUCCUAUUAGUGACAUUUUUUCACUGCAGGCGUUGAGGAGUACGGCGAAGUAUUUGCCGAGGGCGACGAAAGAUCCUGAGGAUCAUGAGGCGCAGAGUGAGAUGUUGCUUGCGGCUACUUUAGCUGGGGUUGGGUUUGGUAAUGCGGGAGUGCAUUUGUGUCAUGGAAUGUCCUAUCCAAUUUCUGGUCAGAACCCAGGAUAUACACACCCAGGAUACGUGACCAAAACUCCAAUCAUCCCACACGGUGUAUCAGUUGCCGUUUCUGCACCCGCCGUAUUCCGCUUCACCGGUGCAUCUAACCCCGAACGACAUCUCGCAGCAGCCGAAUGCUUCGGUGUUGAUAUCUCCAAUGUCAAGAAAGAAAGUGCAGGUGCAGUUUUAGCAGAAGCUUUAGAGAAAUUCUUGGAAGAAUUGGGUGAUCAACCAAAGGGUCUUAAGGAUUUGGGUUUUAAGAAGGAACAUAUUGAUGGUUUGGUUGAGGGUACGAUUCCUCAGAAGAGAGUCCUGAUGUUGGCACCGAAUUUGGCGGAGGAAAUUGGUGAGGAGAGGGAACAGUUGAGAGCGCUUUUUGAGGAUGCCAUGGGGAAUUGA